GCGCGCGCGCGACCGGCGAUGAGACGCGCUUGGCACGAGGCGACCGCAUAAAAAGUUAUGGCCCUGGAAGCGCUUAUAGAGGAAGCGUUUGCUGCUAAAAGUACAGCAAAAAUUGGUGCUGCUCUUCUUGGAGAAAAAAAUUCAAAGUCUUUGAUGAACAGGCUGGACAAAAUAACUAGUAAGGAACUUGACAAAAAUGAAUUCCACAACAUCUUCCUGCUUUUGAGAGCCCUCGACACUCUGUGCGAAAGUGACGAAGACCUCAUCCGCUCCUUUGUUCAGCAAGGCCUCGUGAUGAAGAUGCUGGUGUGGUUCGAAAGAGCCACGGAGUUUCUAAAGAUGGAGGCUUUGAGGUACUCUAAAGGUCUACCAAACCUGAUCGAGGAGUUCUAUGAUAUUUCUAUGAGUAUAUGCCGGACCAGUUCUGAAGGGAAGCGUCAGAUCCAGGAUAUAUUCCUGCUGCGAUUUGGGAUUCUUGUUACAGACACUGACAUCUCCUUUGGCCUUCGGCUGGAGGCUAUCAGAACCAUCAAUUCAAUCCUUGACCGAUCAACAAAAGAGGAGAGAAAGAAGCUCAGUCUUUCUGUCGAUCACUGUUUGCUCCUAGAAGAAUUUGCUAAAGUGAUUCUAGAGGUUGGUGACUACGAAAUGCAGGUGGCCGUCUCCGAGGCCCUGUGCCGCAUGACCACCCGGAAGUGUCGCGAGGAGCUCGUCUACAAGUGGUUCCCCAUCAGGUGCUUUGCAGACUCCUUCAAAGCCAUAAACGAUCCGGAGUUUGAGACGGACUGCAGACAAUUUCUUAAUGAAGUUAACAGCUACUUUGGAGAUGAGAGAAGGGUGUUCACAUUUCCCUGCAUCCAAGUGUUUCUGGACACUACGGAGUUAUUCAAGCCGAAGGACGACAACCUGGACAAGUUCUGGAUAGAUUUCAACCUCGGCACGUCCUGUAUCAGUUUUUUUGUGAAUGACCCAGAGGGAGCACUUUGGGAAUCCAUCAACUUGCCAAAGGUUUCUGUCGACGGAUACGCUGUCUUGGAAAGAGAUGAAAAGAAAGUUCUGGCUGUUCAAAUGAAUCUUCCCGUCACUCACUGCAAAAUAAAAGGAAGAACAGUCCGAAUAUUUUUCGAAAAGCACUGUGAUAUAGAGAACGCUGCCAAGAAAGUGUUUGGAGAAGUGCUGCACCUCGAACCUGCACAGACUGAGAGACAGGCAGAGUUGACCAGGGCCACUUUAGAUCCUGGAAAUGGUCAUAAAGCUAAACCAGCCAGAGCCUCCAGUUCAGUGUCUGAGGAAGCCGUGGAUGAGACUAAAGGAGAAAGGUCUCCACAGGAAGAGCCUGAUGUAUUUCAUCUGAACGACCAUUCCGACACUGAGGUUGGCUCCUUGCUUUCCCGAGGAUUAUGGGACUGCGUAACGCACCCAGUGACGCACAGCGGUUUCUCAUGUUGUCGACCGUGUGGGAAGUUGGGGAACGCGUUCCAAACACGUUUCCUAUGUAGCGCACACAGCAUAUGCAGGGCAAAAUUGGCUUUGGUGACCAGAUUAAUUUAUACCUGUUUAUUCACGCCACAUAAUACGGGUUUGGGUAAGAGCUUUGGCAAGUGCAGAACAUCCACUACUUUAACGAUAACGGCAGUUUUCCUAAACUGUGUGAACCAGCAAAUCCCUCAACUACUCCAGGUUAAAGUUGCGGUAUCUGAGACACUGCAUGCCGUUUGUAAAGGCUUGUCACAUAUCAGGAAGGAAAACUGUAUGCCAUUCAUGGCAGCUUUGAGGAGGUACCAGGUGGCAAGGGCAAAAGCAAGAAUUUUCAGUCAGUCGUCUUCUUCGAUGGGGUCUGCAAGUUCCAGUCAAGCUGCACCCAAACCGAAAGAAUCCCAUAAGAUUUGGCAGUCUGAGACUGAGAGCAGCCCAACACAACGUGGGGAGAGCGAGAGCCUCCAUCAGAGGAGCCUCAUGAGGGCCGACUACACCAGGAAGAAGCCCAAAGUCAAAGCCAAGCUGAAAAUUCUUCCCCUGUCCUCGAGCAGCAGCGCCGAAGAGUCUCACGUCGUCAUGCACUCAACUCCCAAGCCGGUGGAAGGGGAGCAAAGCAGAAGCAAAGAAAAGCCUUUCCCUCAUCUCAGACAGCCCAGCUUGGAAUACUCGCUUAUUACACCUCGAACGGAUGAAGGAAAAGAUGCAGGUGCUAGCCUGCUGUGGAGAUGGAGCUGGACGAUUCUGUAUUCAUCAGAGAUGAUGAUGAUGAUGAUGAUGAUCUCCGUCGGACAUUCCAGUGUCAAGUUGCCGCUGCUUCCUUUAGCAAAGAAAAGGAAACAAGAAACGACAGGCCCCGAUUCAGGCCUCGGCUCGGAGAAAUGGCAGGACGCGCAGGAGGAAGAUCUUCCACCUCCAGGAGCGGAAGCGAAACGAUGGCGCUCCCCCGGGGAGAGGAUGGCCAAGCUGCUGAUGGAGGAGUCAGAGUCCGAAACGGAGACGGACGCCGGGGUCAUCGCUGCCUUUCAGUCCUUCAGAAAACAGCUGAACGAGUACUUUGCGUCCAGGCAUAAGAAAAUAGAAACCCGAUCCCUGGAGACGCUCUCGGACUGUCAGAAACACGUGACGUCUCUGCUGGGCUCUGUGCACAAGAACAGGCUGAUGCACCUCGAGAAGUUCCAGGACACGGUGGUCAAUGAGCUGUACAACCUGGAGCAGGACUGUCAGUCCCUGAAGGAGAUUGAGAAAGAAACUGUGGUCUUUUGGAGGAAAGAAUCAGAAACUGUGGAAGCUUUCUGUGGCCAUCAGCAGCAGAGGCUGCAGUCGUUAGGACUAGUGGAUACAGGCAGAAAGAGCACAACGGAGGAGCAGGAAGCGGCAUCGGCAGCGCAGGAAACUUCUAUGACGGGUGCAAAAGAUGACGUGCCUUCUACUGAAAACACCAGUAGGGUUACUUAGAACAGUACAGUUAGUUACAGCAGUUACACGGUAUCCCAGCAUAGUUGGGUUUUCUGUACCGCAAGCCAAUGCAUUACCCUGUCUAGAAGACACAGGAGAACCUGAUUUGAGAGGGGAAAA
Molecule: messenger RNA, 3054 nt
Organism: Scleropages formosus (Asian bonytongue)
Lineage: Eukaryota; Metazoa; Chordata; Actinopteri; Osteoglossiformes; Osteoglossidae
Gene: sycp2l
Product: synaptonemal complex protein 2-like
Exons: 33
Coding region: 58-2934 (958 amino acids)
Source: RefSeq, a predicted model, not a curated record